Talaromyces stipitatus ATCC 10500 is the source of this 810-nucleotide messenger RNA. Its product is annotated as dimethylaniline monooxygenase, putative. Gene Ontology annotation, molecular function: N,N-dimethylaniline monooxygenase activity; NADP binding; flavin adenine dinucleotide binding. The record is from RefSeq and is a predicted model, not a curated record. The coding region runs from base 133 to 810 and encodes 225 amino acids. The transcript is spliced from 4 exons. Lineage: Eukaryota; Fungi; Ascomycota; Eurotiomycetes; Eurotiales; Trichocomaceae.
AUAUUAGUUUCAUUUGGUCAUUCAGAUAGCUGUCAAAGUUCCUCCAAUUGAUUCAUCUACCUGCUCUCACUACGCUCGAGACUCGUCAUUAGCAUCGUAAAACGCCAACAAACUAGACAAAAGAGAGAAAACAUGUCUAACAAUUGCUUGCGGAUCACAAUCAUAGGAGCCGGUAUAUCCGGGAUCUUGAUGGCUUAUAAGUUACAGAAACACCUCCUUGAAUUCGUGGACUUCCGCAUCUUUGAGAAGAAUUCGGAUCUGGGAGGAACAUGGUUCGAGAACCGUUACCCCGGAUGUGCGUGCGAUGUACCAAGUCACGUCUAUCAGCACUCCUUUGCUCCGAAUCCUGACUGGUCUAAAUUCUACGCAUCAUCACAGGAGAUUCAGCAAUACCUCAAAAGAGUCGUUAAGCACUUUGACUUGGAUAAAUUCAUUCAUUAUAAUAGCACAGUCACCAGUGCAACAUGGCGAGAAGAUAGAGGAACAUGGAAAGUCGAGGUAGAGAACCAAGGAACUUUUGAAAGCGAAAUCCUUGUAAACGCCGGAGGCAUUCUGAACCACCUCCAAAUGCCUAAUAUCGAUGGCUUGGAUUCAUUCUCAGGACCACUGCUUCACACAGCUGCCUGGGAUAACUCUAUCGAUCUUAGAGACAAGAGAGUCGCAGUCAUUGGGGCGGGAGCUAGCUCAAUCCAACUUCUUCCUCAAAUCCAACAACAUUGCAGCCACAUUGAUGUCUAUAUCCGCACUCCGUCCUGGAUUUCCCCCGGUGGCCUUACCAAAUCCAAAUGCUACCAAUCAAAUAUACUCUGA